This is a messenger RNA of Penicillium olsonii, 3537 nucleotides long. The record is from the annotation of a GenBank genome assembly. NCBI's taxonomy places the organism in Eukaryota, Fungi, Ascomycota, Eurotiomycetes, Eurotiales, Aspergillaceae.
AUGAGUCAAUCUCCCGUCCUUGACCAGUUUCUUGGAAAUUUGCAGGAGAUAGUGCAGAAUCGCGACGGCUCCAAACUCCAGGACUUUCUCCAACUUGAACCACCUUUGUCCGAGAUAUAUCAGCGCUUGACAGCCGAGCUUCGACAGCACUAUGCCGCCGGUGCCAAAGCGGAUGCCGACAUCCUGCAGCGAUGCGAACGCCUUGUCCCCCGGACCAAGAGCGGCUCCUCAUGGGCCGCGUUCCCCGUCUUCAUGAAGAUGUAUCUGAUCUUCCUCCGCGAGAUGAACACCGAUAACCUCCUCGAGACAUACAACCAGCUGAAAGCGCUGCUCAAUCAGUGCGUGCUCGCUCUGGGUGAUAGUCAAUUCGGCGUCGUCGUUCUCCCCACCGUUCUAUACCUAGCCAAAGUGCUCGCCAAGUUGGCCCUCGGCUUGGACCGUCGGCCAGAUUUGAUCGCCCACAUUCGACGGAUGGAAGGCCAGACAGAUCAAAAUGAGAGUGUGGAAAAGGUCACUUUGGUGGAAAAGUCUGCCAACGUUGUGCGCGAAGCUUUCAUCAAGUGUCUGACCGAUCGUACUGGCACUCCUGGCCCCAAUGGGAAGCCGGAGGGAAAACGUGUGGGUAUCUACCUCAUGGCCAACCUUUGCCUCAAGCUGCUCUUCCAGUGCGGGAAACUGCGAAACGCCGAACAGAUGUUCGCCAGCAUCAGCGCUCAAUCACCUCCCCUAGCCUACUUCCCUGCCUCGCAACGCGUCACAUACCUCUACUAUCUCGGACGAUACCUCUUCGCAAAUAACCUCUUCUACCCUGCCCAGAUCGCUCUCCAGUCCGCCUACGAUCAAUGCCACCGCCAGGCCACCAGCCAACGCCACUUGAUCCUCUCAUACCUCAUUCCGUGCAACAUCAUCCUCGGCCGGUUCCCUUCACAAGCGCUCUUCCAAAGACCUGAGGCGCAGGGACUCGCGCAACACUUCCAACCGAUUUGUCAAUUGAUCGUUCGUGGGGACUACCUCGCCUUCCGACAACAUCUCUCGGUUGGCUCCCCAACCGCUCACUGGUUCGCACGUAAAGGAAUUCUCCUCGCCCUUCGCAAUAGGUGUGAAGUCCUCGUGUGGCGAUCGUUUUCACGCAAAGUUUUCAUGUACGGAGGUUCCUAUCGAGGUCCGCAGGCGCAGGCGCAGCGUGGACCGCCUCCCAUUCUCUACCUCAAAAAGAUUGCCGCAGCUACGCGAUGGCUCCAGUCACAACAUAUACCCUCGAGUGCCGGGAUCGCCCAAUCGCCGCCGUACUCCAACAUCCAUGGUUCUCAGAUCGUUGAUGAGGCUCUGGACCCUGACUACUCGGCGCUCGAAGCGGCCAAUGGAAGUCCAGACCCCUCAACCGAGCAGCACGUCUUAAAUGACUAUGGCGAUUAUUUCGCCCCAGGAGGCUUGUAUACCCAAGAAGGACAUUUGGCUCCCAAUGCCAAGGGCACCCCCGUGGACAAUACUCCGCAGGAGACCUACGACGAUUGCGAACUCGAUCCCUACGAAUUCACACCCGAAGAUAGCAUGGAACCGGACAAGUCCCCUAUGAUGCGAGAGAUUGAAUCCAUUUUGGCUUCCUUGCUCACCCAGGGCCUCAUGGGUGGUUACCUACUCCACCGUGAACCCCGAUUUGCUGUCCCGGGCGCCAAAUUGAAGGGUAUUAUGCCCACAGGCUUCCCAAAUGUUUGGCAGACAAUCUCUGCGCAUGAAAGCCUUGAUAAGUCAGUCCCUGGAUGGGUUCAGCCUCGAGCGCCUACUGGGCUGGGAGGAGGUGGACGCGUCGUCAAUCUUGCAGGGGCACGUCCCUAUAAAUGGCCCCCGGGAAUCCCGGUGCCUAAACCCCAACUUUCCCUUCUUCCAAGUUCAUCUCUUAACUCUUUUGACCUGCAUCUUUUAUCUUGCAUUUUACCAUAUUUUGCUUCCAACCUUGGAAUGGAUCAUGCUACAGCUGUAAAAGAGAUCUCAGCGCGGGUCGCUGAGUUUUACCAGCGUCAACAACCCUUUCGCAUAUAUCAUGGCUCAACCAACAGCACUCGCCCUUCCAAUCAUUCUGCAUCCACCACCAUCAGCACGGCCGAUCUCACCCGUGUCUUGGAGAUCGAUGUCGACCAAUGCACUGCAAUCGUUGAGCCCAAUGUCCCCAUGGACGCCUUGGUGGCUGCCACCAGGGCUCAUGGCCUAGUCCCCCUAGUGGUCCCCGAAUUUCCAGGAAUCACCACGGGUGGUGCUUUCUCGGGAACAUCGGGGGAGAGCUCCUCCUUCCGAGAGGGGUUCUUCGACCAUACGAUCAAUUGGAUCGAAAUCGUCCUCGCCAAUGGGGACGUGGUGAAAGCGUACAACGACCGCGUUCAGACCGCGGGGUCCGGCUUUUCUGACUUGUUCUGGGGCGCGGCAUCCUCCUUCGGGACUCUCGGCGUGGUCACUCUACUGGAGGUCCGUCUGAAGAAGGCAGAACCACUGGUUGAAUUGAAAUAUUAUGUUAGCUCCGAUAUGAAUGAUGCAGUGCGUAUCUUGCAGCAAGUUGGCGCUGAUCCCCAGACCGAAUUCGUGGAUGGGAUCGUCUAUUCCCGGAAUCAAAUUGUCGUUUGCGCAGGACGACAGGUGGAAACUGCCUCUGCCAAACUCCAGCGCUUCACCCGCCGCCAGGAUGAUUGGUUCUACUUGCAUGUCCAGCGUGCUACGGCCGGAGCCUUCGGCCAUGUUGAUUCUCACACGCCCCAUGCUGUGGAUUAUAUCCCCCUGACGGACUACCUGUUUCGCUACGAUCGGGGUGGUUUUUGGGUUGCUCGUUAUGCCUUCCACUACUUCUGUGUCCCGUUCACCUUUGUGACACGCUGGCUGCUGAACCGUUUCAUGUACACCCGGGUCAUGUACCACGCUCUGCACGUCAGUGGUCUGGGGCGACGGUAUGUCAUCCAAGAUGUUGGUGUCCCUGUAUCCAAGGCCGCCGAAUUUCUCGACUGGUUAGAUCGCCCUGAAAACUUCGGGCAAUACCCACUCUGGCUCUGCCCGCUUCCCCCGGGAAGCGCGGGAGGACUAGAAGGACAAUCCGUCGACAAGGGAGAGGGGGACGAAGUGGACACACAAAAGACCACAUUGCUCAACUUCGGGAUUUGGGGCCCCGGUGUGACCACUGAGCAGGCCAGGUUUGUCGCUCAGAACCGACAGUUGGAACACAAGGUUCAGAGUCUGGGAGGAAAGAAAUGGUUGUACGCUCAUGCUUACUAUACAGAAGAUGAGUUCUGGGCCAUCUACGACAGGCCUGCGUAUGAUGCGCUCCGUGGCAAAUACCAUGCUCAGCAUCUUCCGACUCUGUAUGACAAAGUGCGAGUGCGCCCUGAAGACCUGCCUGGGGCGCACCGAGGUGACUUUGAAAGUGGCUGGAAGGGAAUGGUCAAACGUGCCCUUUGGGACGUUUGGCCCUUCAGUGGGCUGUACGGAGUCUACAAGGCAUGGAGAGGAGGCGACUAUCUGCUGCGAAAGGAGACUCAAAAGAAGAAGUCUGAUUGA